Molecule: messenger RNA, 1524 nt
Organism: Helianthus annuus (common sunflower)
Lineage: Eukaryota; Viridiplantae; Streptophyta; Magnoliopsida; Asterales; Asteraceae
Product: F-box/LRR-repeat protein At1g67190
Exons: 2
Coding region: 233-1504 (423 amino acids)
Molecular function (GO): protein binding
Source: RefSeq, a predicted model, not a curated record
CAAAACUUUUUCCGUACCAUAUAACUAACCGUUAAAACUCCAUAACCAUUAUACCCUAUCCCGGACCACCACCAUUUCACCGCCGAUCGGAGCCGAUAACCGUCAUCUCCAGCACCUUCCGUUCUCCGAUCACCGGUUACGAUCACAAUCACCGUCGCUAAUAAUAAUAAACACCUCAUCCUCUUUCCGGGUUCAUAAAUUGUACUUGAGUAAUUUGUGUGUGAUUCGGAUUAUGGAUCGUCUUCCGGUUGAAGUGAUAGGCAACAUACUGUCCCAUCUUAGGGCAGCUAGAGAUGUUGUAAUUGCUUCAACAACCUGUAAGAAAUGGAGAGAAGCUUGUGAUAAACAUCUUCACAUGCUGUCGUUUAAUUCCGACGAUUGGCCGGUUUUUCGUGACCUCACAACGAGCAGGCUCGAGAUAUUGAUCACACAGACUAUUUUUCAAACCAAAGGGUUGCAAGGUCUGUCCAUAUUGAUGGACGACGUUGACGAGUUUUCAGCUUCUGCUGUUAUCGCUUGGUUGAUGUAUACUCGAGAGACAUUGCGUUGCUUGUAUUAUAACGUACGGACCGCGCCAAAUGUUAACAUUCUCGACGUUUGUGGGCGGCAAAAGCUCGAGCUUUUGGUUUUGGCGCAUAAUUCGAUCACUGGGGUUGACCCGAAUUAUCAAAGAUUCGUUUUCUUGAAGUCGCUUUCGUUAAGUUACGUCAGUAUUUCGUCGUUGGAUUUAAAUCUGUUACUCACUGCUUGUCCGAAGAUUGAGUUUUUGGGACUCGUAAGUCCCGAGAUUGCCAUCACUGACGCUCAAGUAACCGUCGAGUUGACCAGUCAAACGUUAAAGAAAGUCUACAUCGAAGCCAUAAGUUUAGACAAAUUCACCCUCGAAGCCGAUAAGCUUGAGAAACUGCAUUUGAAAGAUUGCGCUCUCGAGCUUUUCGAGCUUAGCGGGAACGGUAGUUUAAAGCAUUUCAAGAUGGAUGACGUCAGCAUCCUGCAUCUCGACAUUAUCGACCCGAUGGAUGAUCUUGAAAUCAUUGACGUAAACAACUUCACCAUCAUAUGGUCAAAGUUUUAUCAGAUAAUCUCGAAAUCUUCGAAGUUGAGAAGGCUGCGGUUAUGGAACGUGGUGUUUGACGACGAGGUUGACUUUGUUGACCUUGAAUCGAUUGCGUUAUGUUUCCCUGAACUGAACUAUCUUGCGCUGAGUUAUGAGUUACGAGAUGAGUUAAAAGAAAGUGUUCUUCAUUAUAGCUUGCAAGGUUCAUCUUCGAUGGAAAAUGUGACUGCGUUGGAUCUUGGAUGGACUGUUCUUGAUGAACAUUUUGCGGAUUGGGUUGCGUGUUUGCUGAAAAGAUGUCGAAAUCUUAAAACGUUGAUCAUUCAUGGGGUUGUUUCGGAGUCUAAAACGAAUGUUGAAUGUCAUAUGCUGGCUAGUUUUACUUCAUCAAUUGUUCAACUUAUGAGACAAUACAUUCAUGUCAAUGUUCAGUUUAUAUAUGAAUAAACAUUUUGCAGAUUUCUUUA